AAAAAAUGCGGAGCGCAAAACAAAAACACGUCUGAUCACUACGAAAGAGAACGAAGGUUCUCUUCUGCGUUGCACGCAGAAAACGAAUAAAAUAUUAUGGAAUCGCCAGUAUUAGCGAAAAAACUUAUAGAAAGUAAACAACUUUUUGAAAAGUCGUAUAAGUGUAUCAACAAGAAUACAGUAAUAAAAACAGAAACGCUAAUACACCAUGUCAAUAACAUAGUAGCACAAUAUAAUAGAAUCACACAAUUAGUAAGUUCUCGAGAUAACAAGCUAACUAGUGAAAACCAGCAUCAAUGCCAAAGGCUAUUACGAUCUUUGAAUACAAGGUUGACAACCAUUGCAGAAAGAAGAGGUAUUGAGAUACAUGUCCCAAAAAGUCUAGGUUCGUUAGCUCAUUUUGAUGAAAGUCAACUAGACAAUAUAGAUGAAUCAAAGCCGAUAAUAGACACUGAAGUCGAAAGCGACACAGAAUUAAAUCCUCAAUUAGAAAGUAUAGACCUUUGCAAAGAUAUAAUAGACACCGACGUCGGAAGCGACUCGGAACUAAAAACCGAAAUAACAAUAUCAGACAAAAUGAACCAAGUAGAAAAAGAUCGGCAGUACGUGAAACUAGUCUCAUCCUCUAUCCCAGAGUUUGACGGCAGUAAACAGUCUCUUCAACGUUUCUUAACAGCGUUAAAAAUCACGGAUAGGACUAAAGGAGAUCAAGAAGAUCUAGCCAUUGAAGUUAUCAAAUCAAAGAUAACGGGCUCUAUCCUUUAUAAAGUCCAAAGUGAACAAACGAUCAAUGGCAUAAUCCAAAAGCUUAAUGAUAACGUCAAGGGAGAAUCCUCUGACGUUAUUAAAGCAAAAAUAUCCAAUAUUAAACAAAAAGGAAAAACGGCAUCUCAAUAUACCACCGAUAUUGACAAUCUGCGCAAGCAGCUCGAAGCAUCAUAUAUUGAUGAAGGGCUAGACGCAGAUAACGCCAACAAAUUUUCGACGAAAGAGUCCAUAGCAGCCAUGACUCGCAAUUGUGAGCAUGACAAGCUGCGCCUAAUACUUGAAGCAGGCAACUUCAAUACUUUCAACGACGCAAUGAGUAAAUACAUCCAUUGCAGCACCGAAAUAACUGGAAAUGCCAGCACAGUAUUUCAUUACAGAGGCAACAGUGGUCGCGGUUAUCGAAGAAGUUACAAUAACCGCGGCAAUAAUAGAUCGAACAGAGGUAAUUACCAAAACAGAGGUAAUUACUAUAGUAACAAUAACCAAAAUAAUUACAGGGGCAAUUACAGAGGCCAAAAUAGAGGAAACUCUAGGGGCCAGGGCAACUCAAACACAGGCCAAAAUAAUGCCAAAUAAACCAAAAUAUCAGGAAUCG
Drosophila miranda is the source of this 1363-nucleotide messenger RNA. RefSeq lists its product as uncharacterized. The record is from RefSeq and is a predicted model, not a curated record. Lineage: Eukaryota; Metazoa; Arthropoda; Insecta; Diptera; Drosophilidae. The coding region runs from base 97 to 1344 and encodes 415 amino acids. The transcript is spliced from 2 exons.